ACAGUUUGGACAAACUCACAGCCAUCGAAAUGAGGUCCGCUGCAUUUCUCCUCCUGGUUAUCCUUACAGAUGGGGCUUCCCGUAAAGUGUGCAGUUACCUGGAUGUUCUGGACUACUUGAACCUGACUGCAGAUAACCGUGCUUUUACACUGACCCGGCCGGUUCUGGACCACACACACACCACUUUGGUGAAGUUGGACAUCAUUCUUUAUGCCAUCCUGGCAGUGGUUGAGAAAACUCAAACUUUUGUUCCGUUCAUCUGGGCUUCAGUGGAAUGGAACGAUGAGCGCAUCUCAUGGGACCCUGCUCAGUUCUGUGGGAUCACUGAGGUUGCGAUUCCCAAAGACUUACUCUGGAGACCAGACCUCUUCAUCUAUGAGAUGACACAGAAAGACGACUCCCCUCAGAACCCAUACAUGUUUGUGUCUCAUGAUGGGAUGAUCUAUUUUGAUGAAGACAUGAAGGUGGUCAGCACCUGCAAAAUGGACGUCCACAAGUUCCCCUUUGACACACAGGAGUGCAGCAUUUCCAUUGGUUCUGCCAUACACUGCGUUCAGGAAAUUCGACUUAUUCCUUUCUCGAAUUCCUCCCGGGCCACCCAGUUUUCCCGUAAGGUGAUGAAGACUCAGGGAGAGUGGGAGUUCCUGCGUUUGUCCGUGGGCAGCCUCAAUGUCAGCUUCGAUGAAAGACACUGGGAACAACUGAUAUACACUGUUAGCAUACGGAGGAGGCCCCUCCUCCAUGUCAUUAACUUCCUCUUACCCAUCUUGUUCUUCCUGACUCUGGAUCUCGCCUCUUUUUUCAUCGCUGACCACCGAGGGGAGAAGUUGGGUUUCAAAGUCACCGUGUUGCUGGCCAUCUCUGUGCUGCUGCUCAUCCUGAACGACAUCCUGCCCUCUAUGUCCAACAAGACUCCUCUCAUUGCAACCUACUGCAUUGUGAUCUUUGCUCUGAUGCUGCUCAGUCUGUUGGAGACCAUCUUGGUAACAUAUUUGAUGGAAAAACCGUCCCAAGACAAGCUCAGGCAGCAGGGCGACUUCCAGGACCCAGAGGAACAAGUCAACAUCAAGAACAAGGAAGAAAAACAGACCUGCUGCUCCUGCCUCUGCAAAGUCUCAGACAAUGAAAAGCAGCAUGAACUCCUGCCUGUUAUAGAAGAGGUGAACAACAGCUUCCAGACCGGAGAAGCUCACGUCCUGCUGAUGAUCCUCGACGAGCUGAAAAAUCUGCAGAAAACCGCGAAUCGGCAGUUCAUCAGCAGAGAGGGGCUGGCGAAGUCUGCCCACAGGGCCGAGAGAAUAAACAAGGCUUUCUUCACUUUCUACGUCAUCACCGUGACCCUGUUUUUAUCCUUCAUCUUCAUCGAGUGGAACACCUGAAAUUACAAGUCAAAUCAUACCUUGUUUCUUGUAGGUUUGUGCCAAGAAAGCAUGUCUUUGUCCAGAUGUUUGUGAAUAUCAGAGCCAUAGCAGACAUUCUUAGCCAAGUCAGCAGAUGCAGUAGAAAAUGUGUGUAAAAUAGCUGUGCUUUUUAAACCGAUUCUGUAUCGUAAAUCUGCCCAAACGAAACUAAAUCAAUAGACAAAACACGCUUGUUGUAGAAAGAAUAAACUGUUUAUUACCUUGAUGAUAUGUUGUGAAUUUCUUUUUUUUGUUAUUUUUCCUCUUUGUUGUUGUUAAGACCAAAAACUGCAAUGAGAGCAUUUUCAUAAAA
Menidia menidia (Atlantic silverside) is the source of this 1713-nucleotide messenger RNA. The record is from the annotation of a GenBank genome assembly. NCBI's taxonomy places the organism in Eukaryota, Metazoa, Chordata, Actinopteri, Atheriniformes, Atherinopsidae.